Messenger RNA from Branchiostoma belcheri (Belcher's lancelet), 2289 nucleotides. RefSeq names its product 4-coumarate--CoA ligase 1-like. The record is from RefSeq and is a predicted model, not a curated record. Gene Ontology annotation, molecular function: CoA-ligase activity. The coding region runs from base 143 to 1945 and encodes 600 amino acids. The transcript has 12 exons. NCBI's taxonomy places the organism in Eukaryota, Metazoa, Chordata, Leptocardii, Amphioxiformes, Branchiostomatidae.
UUGUUUGACCUCGGGCAGUCUUCUUUUGUUUCCUCGCGGGACAGACGCUUCUGCAUAGCAGGGCGCACGCGAAGAGAAGGCACGCACACGUUCUACAGAUACGAUUAGUACAGCUUUAUUUUUCGACCAGUGGUGAAGCUAUAUGUGUCUAAGAAUGCACCCUUUACUCUUGAGACAGUUAACGUCUGCCACGUCUAAUGUUCGUCGUCUUCAGGUGCUAAGAAGCAGCGUGGAGGCUGCCUUGGUUACAACAGGCAGCCCAGCCCGGACAUUUGUUUCUUGUUAUCCAAGGCCACUGCGUAAGGCUGAGGUCAAGUAUGUACCCACCACAUGGUCCCGAAGUUUCUCAACUGUUGAAAACGGCAUUCUGAAGAGCAGGUUUCCAGACGUCAAUAUUCCUGGGAACGAGACCUUGACCCAGUACGUCACACAGCACUUUGAUGACUAUGGGAACGACGUCGCGAUCACAAACGGGGUUACCGGAGAAUCGUACACGUAUCUCCAGCUGCAAGACUUGAUCCGACGCUUCGGCAGCGCCCUCACGCGGCUAGGGUUCAAACAGCAUGACGUGUUGGCCAUCUUCAGUCCGAACGUGCCAGAGUACGCCAUAGCAUUCUUCGGGGCUUCCUCUGUGGGGGGUGUGGUGACGACUGCGAAUCCAACAUAUACACCAGAUGAGCUCGCAUACCAGUUGCAACAUUCCAAUGCGCAGUACGUCAUCACAAUACCGGAUGUGGCGGAAACAGUCAAAGCGGCCAAAAGCAAAUGUCCGAGCGUGAAAGAAAUCUUCGUUAUCGGAAGUGACGUGCCAGAAUGCCGAAACUUCAGCGACCUUCUCGCGGACGAUGGCUCGGCCUUUCCCGAGAACGUGUCCGUGAACACGGCCGAAGACGUGGCGGUGUUGCCGUACUCCAGCGGGACUACAGGCCGGCCCAAGGGCGUCGUCCUCACCAACAACAACAUCGUCGCCAAUCUCAGACAAAUCAUAAACAAGGGGAUGCUGGAAUUUAACCGCCAGGAGGACUGUCUGAUCGCGCAGUUGCCGUUCUUCCACAUCUACGGGAUGGUUGCCGUGCUGUCCUGCUGUUUACGUCAGGGCGUCAGGUUCGUCACCAUUCCACGGUUUGAGCCAGAACUCUACCUGCGCGUCAUUCAAGACUACAAGGUAAACAGGGUGAUGAUGGUCCCUCCCAUAGCCCUGUUCCUGUCUCAGCACCCGAUGGUGGACCAGUAUGAUCUGUCACGUGUGAAGGAUCUCAUGUGUGCUGCUGCGCCUAUGGGCAUUAACCUGACCAUGGCUCUCAGGGACAAACUCAAACCUCAAUCUCUCAGGCAAGGGUACGGACUAACAGAGACCAGCCCUGUCACACACCUGUGUGUGGAAGACGAAUUCGCACCUGGAUCAGUCGGCAUCACCUUACCAAACACGGAAGUUAAGGUGAUUCAUACAGAGACCGGACAAGCUCUUGGCGAGGGAGAAGACGGAGAAAUUUGUGUCCGUGGACCGCAGGUCAUGAAGGGCUACUUGAACAACCCCGAGGCAACAGCCGGGUGCAUUGACAGUGACGGGUGGUUCCACACGGGUGACAUCGGGCAUUAUGACGACAAGGGAUACUUCUACAUCGUUGAUCGUCUAAAGGAGCUGAUCAAGUAUAAAGGGCUUCAGGUCGCACCUGCGGAUUUAGAGGCGGUCCUGCUGGGCCACCCCAGCGUGCAGGACGUGGCCGUCAUCGGGGUGCCUGACGAGCGGGCCGGGGAAGUACCCAAGGCCUUCAUCGUCAAGAAGUCGGACGACGUCACGGAAAAGGAGAUCGUAGACUAUGUUGCAGGUAAAGUGGCACCAUUCAAGAAGUUGCGGGGCGGAGUUGAAUUUGUGAAUGAAAUCUCAAAGUCUGCCAGUGGAAAGAUCUUGCGAAGGACUCUUCGAGACAUGUCGAGAAAAUAAUUGAUGCAUCUCUAACUCAAUCUUCUUGCCAAUAUGUUAUGACCAGUAUAUGUAUAUAUACAGACUAGCACGUCCGGUUUGUGUCGACGAUUUACAGUAAUAAGAUAGAGACCAUUGGCGAGCCAACGCCGACCAGAAAGUAGUGAAUAACAGAAUACUGAAAAUACCUCAUAUUAAAUGGUUGCAUUGCUUCCACCGUAGAUUAGGGGACUGAUAACGCACUAGUCCAGAUUUUAAAUGAUAUUUCGCACGGAUAAUUAUGAUGCUUUGAUCAUUGAAAUAUAUCAUCUUUUUUAUUGUACCUAAUCUGGAUUUUAGAAUAAUGUUGAUUCUAGAUUCCCUAG